Scleropages formosus (Asian bonytongue) is the source of this 886-nucleotide messenger RNA. RefSeq names its product urokinase plasminogen activator surface receptor-like. The transcript has 5 exons. The record is from RefSeq and is a predicted model, not a curated record. Lineage: Eukaryota; Metazoa; Chordata; Actinopteri; Osteoglossiformes; Osteoglossidae. The coding region runs from base 77 to 721 and encodes 214 amino acids.
UGCUUUGUGCGGCGUAAAUAAGAAUUUUGUGCGUGUUGUCUGUAAGAUAUGAGCAGCAGUUUCUUUCCCCCAGACCAUGACGGCACCAGCCCCCCUGCAGCGACACUGGCGCUGGAAUUCGGGCGCGUGCUGUUGCGUUUAUACAGGUUAUCCACUGAAUUGCUACCAAUGCACAUCUGACUCCAAUGGACAAUGCACACAGACUACAGUGUGUCCAUCCUCUGCAAACACUUGUCAAAGUUCAACAGUUACUGUCUUCCAAGGAAGUUCUGUGCUGACUGAAACAUCGCUAAACUUCUGCACAACACCUCAACUAUGUAUCUCUGGUUCCAUUAAUUUUGGAAUCGUCAGGACAACAGUGAACACCAAGUGCUGUAGCACUGAUCUCUGCAACAGUCAAAGCACUCCUGCAUUGGCACAAAAUUCCCCAAAUGGGAAACAGUGCUUCAGCUGUGACCUCAAUAAUGACUGCACGUCAGUUAUUAACUGUCUGGGAAAUGAAAACAAUUGCAUCAAUGCUACAGUUUCACAGCGGACCAUGCAAGGCUGCGUUUCUUCAAAUAUUUGUGCUGCUGCUGCUGACGUGUCAGCUCAACUUGGCCUGAAUCUUGGUGUCAACAUAAGCUGCUGUGAUGGAAACCUGUGCAACAAUGCUCAGCGCAUCAUGGAAAGCAUCUUCCUCCUACUGGUGCCUCUGGCCUCCACUUUCCUCCUCUAUUGAAAAUGUAGAGCUAGUCCAGACUGUUCUGCACCUUCUUUCUUCUUUUCAAACCCUGUCCACAGGCCGUGCUGUGCAGUGAUUUACAUACAUUCAGGACCUUGAUCUCUUACACCAAAAGAAUAAAAUUCAGAAUCUAUAUUGUUAAAAACAUUUAAAUUUGUUGUU